AUGCCGCGCGAGCCGGGAAGCAACGCCUCGCGGCCGUGCGACUUGUCUCACGUACCACGACCGAUCGCGCCGCCCAAUCAGGAAAGCCGCGCCCCACGUUCGGCCAAGAAACAUCGGCCAAGUCCUUCAUCCGGCCGACCACAGCGGCCGACCACGAAACCCAUCGGCCACGACCGUUCCGAUAGCGGCCAUGACCUGAUAGACCGGCCGAUCGUCCCGACCGACAGUUCGAAUGCCGCGGUCGACCCAAAGCUGUUUUUGAAGCCCGAUUUGCACAAUUCAAGCCCAAAGUCGGCGCCGACUUAUCAAGAUUAG
Microthlaspi erraticum is the source of this 315-nucleotide messenger RNA. Lineage: Eukaryota; Viridiplantae; Streptophyta; Magnoliopsida; Brassicales; Brassicaceae. The record is from the annotation of a GenBank genome assembly.